CCCGGCCCCUCGAACCCAGCUCUGGACUGAGUUGUCCCCUCCGUCGCCGGAGCGGGGCGCUGCGCCACACGGUGGGGCCGGAAAUUCCCGUGGCCUGAGUGGAGGAGCCGAAGCUGAGAGCGGGGUGCCGCCUUCCACCUCCCCGGGACGGGCGGGGGCGUUGGGCCCUGCGAGGGCUGGGCUGCCUGAGUGGGGGCGGGCGGCCGCAUCUGCUAGGAGCUGCGGCGCCGGCUGGCGGGGAGCCGGACAACGCUGCCGUUCGAGAGCCGCUCGGCGAGCUAGGAGACCCUGCGCCCCAGCUCUAGGGCCCCCGCCCCCUCGCGGUCUCCGCCUCCUUCCCUCACACACCCCCCCGGGCCGUCCGAGCUCCUGGCCUUCUCGGGGCUCCUCCUCCUCUCUUCACACUCGCCCUCCAACCCGGGUCCUCCAGCCGCCCGCCGGCCUUGCUCCCUGCCGGGCGAGUUCUCGUUCUCAGGCUCUCCUUACACACACAUACUCGCUUGCGGGGCCUCCUCACCUCACGGCCCUCCACCUCCUCGUCCUAACUGACGCCGCCGUCGGGGGAGGAUUGAUGUCCCUUCAGCAUCAUGCAGCCGCCGCCGAGGAAGGUGAAAGUUACACAAGAACUGAAAAACACUCAAGUUGAGCAGAUGACAAAACUUCAAGCCAAACAUCAAGCAGAAUGUGAUUUGCUUGAAGAUAUGAGGACAUUCAGUCAGAAGAAGGCUGCCAUUGAAAGAGAAUAUGCACAGGGUAUCCAGAAGUUGGCUAGUCAGUAUCUGAAGAGAGAUUGGCCUGGAAUAAAAGCUGAUGAUCGGAAUGAUUACAGGAGCAUGUAUCCUGUUUGGAAAUCUUUUCUUGAGGGAACAAUGCAGGUAGCCCAGUCUCGGAUCAAUAUAUGUGAAAACUAUAAAAACUUCAUUUCUGAGCCUGCAAGGACAGUGAGAAGCUUAAAAGAACAACAACUAAAAAGGUGUGUGGACCAGUUGACGAAGAUCCAAACUGAAUUACAAGAGACGGUGAAAGAUUUAGCUAAAGGCAAAAAGAAGUACUUUGAGACUGAACAGAUGGCUCAUGCAGUACGGGAGAAAGCUGACAUUGAGGCAAAAUCUAAACUUAGUCUUUUUCAAUCAAGAAUUAGUUUACAGAAGGCGAGUGUAAAGUUAAAAGCCCGGCGAUCUGAAUGUAAUUCCAAAGCUACCCACGCAAGGAAUGAUUAUCUUCUUACAUUAGCAGCAGCAAAUGCACACCAGGAUCGCUACUAUCAAACAGACUUAGUUAACAUUAUGAAGGCUCUUGAUGGAAAUGUGUAUGAUCACCUAAAGGAUUAUUUAAUAGCCUUCAGCCGAACUGAGCUAGAGACAUGCCAAGCUGUGCAGAACACAUUCCAGUUUUUAUUAGAAACCUCCAGCAAGGUCGUACGGGACUAUAACCUUCAGCUGUUUCUACAAGAGAAUGCUGUAUUUCACAAGCCUCAGCCCUUCCAGUUCCAGCCCUGCGACAGUGACACUAGCCGACAAUUAGAAUCAGAAACUGGAACCACGGAGGAGCAUAGUCUAAACAAGGAGGCUCGAAAAUGGGCUACACGUGUGGCACGUGAGCACAAAAACAUUGUUCACCAACAACGGGUACUAGACGAUCUGGAAUGUCAUGGAGUUGCAGUAUCAGAACAAAGCCGAGCAGAGUUGGAACAGAAAAUAGAUGAAGCUAGAGAAAAUAUUCGUAAAGCAGAGAUAAUUAAGUUGAAAGCUGAAGCCCGGCUGGACCUGCUAAAGCAGAUUGGUGUUUCUGUGGACACGUGGCUGAAGAGUGCAAUGAAUCAAGUGAUGGAAGAACUGGAAAGUGAGCGCUGGGCUCGCCUUCCUGCAGUGACCAGUAACGGCACUUCACACUCGCUUAAUGCAGACCCUGAAAGAGAAGAAGGAGAAGAGUUUGAAGACAACAUGGAUGUUUUAGAUGACAGCAGUUCCAGCCCGUCUGGCACCUUAAGAAAUUACCCACUCACCUGCAAAGUUGUUUAUUCCUACAAGGCUUCUCAACCAGAUGAGUUGACCAUUGAGGAGCAUGAGGUGUUAGAAGUGAUUGAAGAUGGAGAUAUGGAAGACUGGGUAAAGGCUCGAAAUAAAGUUGGCCAAGUGGGUUAUGUGCCAGAAAAGUACCUACAGUUUCCCACCUCGAACAGUCUACUGAGCAUGCUGCAGUCCUUGGCUGCUUUGGACAGUCGGUCACACACAUCCAGCAACUCCACGGAGGCCGAGCUCGUGUCAGGCAGCCUCAACGGAGAUGCCAGUGGUAAAGACCUAAACAAGGCACUCUUUAUUUGGUCACAUUUUGGCCUAAAUGUCUGUUUCGUGAAAGCACUUUAUGACUAUGAGGGCCAAACAGAUGAUGAAUUAUCCUUUCCUGAGGGAGCAAUCAUCCGAAUCCUGAACAAAGAAAACCAGGAUGACGAUGGCUUCUGGGAAGGGGAGUUCAAUGGGCGGAUUGGAGUUUUCCCAUCGGUGCUAGUGGAAGAACUUUCAGCCUCAGAAAAUGGUGACACUCCGUGGAUGAGAGAGAUUCAGAUCUCUCCUUCCCCCAAGCCACCAGGCUCCCUGCCUCCGCUGCCGCUGUAUGACCAGCCUCCCAGCAGCCCUUACCCCAGCCCCGAUAAGAGGAGCUCCCAGUACUUCCUGCGCUCUCCCUCAGCAAAUGAAAACAGCUUCCAUACCGAGUCGCCAGGAUUCUCACAGGCGCCAAGGCAUACUCCGGAGACUUCAUACGGCAAACUGCGACCCGUCCGGGCGGCUCCCCCUCCACCUACACAGAACCACCGAAGGCCAGCAGAGAAGAUUGAGGAUGUGGAAAUCACACUGGUAUAAUGAUGGGUUUGCCCAUUCAUUACUGCUACAAUCAAGGCCAGGCUUGGCAGUUGGCCAGUCUUGUUUUUUAGGCACCUUUGCAUGAUGAAGACUCUUGAACAGAGCAAAAACAAGGAUUAUGUGACUGGGUGGCCUGGUGGACUCCUCCCACGUUUUGAAUAUUUUGUGCCUUUUUUUGUUGUCAUUUUCUAUGUCAUGUCUCCUACCAUAGCACAAAUCCUAGCGGGCCCUAGCAGCAGAGGAGGACAGCCCUCAUGCCUAACAGUGGUCCACUUUUUAUAUGAGACUCAAGACCAGGCCUCACUCAGGGCACAGUCACAGAGAAACUGAUCAUGUGCACUCGUACAGUAUAUUACUGUGGCCACAGGAUGUGGCAGAGAUCCUCAUCUUUCUUCAAGUGGCUUUUGCUCGUCUGAUUGAGUUUAAUCAAAUCAUGUUGGCUACGUAAGGAAUUAGAAGGAGGGAUUUCAGGAGAGGCUGGCUCCUCCCCGCAGUUAGUCCCCAGACCGAGAAAGUAACCUUAUUGGAGAAAAAUGGACUGCCCUGAGUUUAUCGCCAACUGCAUUAAUGCACAUCUCUUCCACAACUAACAGAUUUAAAACAGUAACAGUGUCCUUUGUAUUAAUAUUUAUGCCAUUCAUUUAGUAUUAGUGGAGCUAAUAAGGAGGGGCUGAACUAAUAGCCAAAUUCUGUCCAUCACAUAGACUAAUAGAAAGGAGGCUGCGGCUGAAGCAGAAAUGGAGCUUCCAGAUCUGAAAUUAGCUGAUUUAAUGUUCUUUUUGUAUUUGGAUAUUUUUCAUCUUAGUUUUUGCAGCACAUAUUCUGACCAGUACCUUUAGAAUCUGAAUGUCUAGAUAAACUGGGGACACAUACUUGCCUUGCUGAACUUCUCUACUGGGGAGGCCCCUCGCGUUGUUUUAUUCCCAAGCCAGUGCACGAGCCCAGCCAGCCCGCUUGUGGCUGCUCCAGACCGACCGCCACCCCCCGGCCCAACGAAAGUGCAGCUUCCCAGGCCCACUGACCUGACAUUUCCUUAGGAGGAAAGGACCUGUGGCUCACGGAGGAAACCAGCUUCCUAUGAAAAAGGACUAAAGGAUUGCACACCCUGCACAAGUGCAAACUGAUAAAGAAGACAAGUUCUCUAUGUUGCAAGGAGAGCCGGGAGUAGCAUUCUCCGCAGGCUUGCAGGCUCACGGUGGCAGGUGGCCUAGGGCAGGGCUCUGUCGGCUCGCCACCCCCGUGGAAGAUAGGGAGCGCCGAACCUAGGGACGAAGGGAUUUUGCCAGUUGCUUUUUUUUUUUAAAGAAAUCCGAUUUGCAGAAUUUAAUCUAAAAGUUAUAUUAUGCUUUGAAAACUCCAUCCCUCCUAAGAAUCUUUAAAACUUGAAAUGCUCGUCAAAUGUCCCCAUGGGAUUUUUGACCGAAAGUCAGGUUAUAGCUGAAGAAAUAUUCAGUUAGUCAUUUGAUCACUUCAGUGACAGUACCCAGUGAUGAGUCUUCUCCGUGAUUUGGGGUUUUUGUUUUGUUAUUUGCAUUUCUUAACCUGUUGAUCUAUUUGAGGUCUUUUUGUGUUUAUCAAACUUAUUCUUAAGUUUAAAAAAGAAAUUAAAAGGGUAGUUUUUUAAGAUUUUAAAGUUCUCUGACAUGUUAAAAUCUUCAAAGCACUUUAAAAAAAUCUUCCAAGUGCUUUAAUCAGGCAUUUCUCACUACCCAUUCUUGUAUUCUCUCUCUAGCUAGCCAAAUUGUCCUUGAAUCUGGAUUUUCCACAUUCUCAGAGAGUUAUUUGAAAUCUUUUGUUAUAUUUUAAAAUAUUUUUUGGAAGAGCUGCUAAUUUUAUUUAAAAAAAAAAAAAACAAAGUUGUAAAAAUAUGCCUCCUUUUUAAAAAAGAACCCCUCCCUCCAGGACAUGUAAUCCAGCAUCACAGCGCACAGGGCCAGGCUUGGAGGGAGUGCCUCUGUGCAGAUGUGCUUUCUUUACAGUGGCUGUAAAAAGUUUGUAUUUAUUAUGUAUAAAAUGUUGAAUAAUAAAAAAAAUGGAAUUAAGUUU
Suricata suricatta (meerkat) is the source of this 4907-nucleotide messenger RNA. It is a transcript of the gene FCHSD2, whose product is annotated as FCH and double SH3 domains 2. NCBI's taxonomy places the organism in Eukaryota, Metazoa, Chordata, Mammalia, Carnivora, Herpestidae. The coding region runs from base 588 to 2861 and encodes 757 amino acids. The transcript has 20 exons. The record is from RefSeq and is a predicted model, not a curated record. Gene Ontology annotation, molecular function: protein binding. Gene Ontology annotation, biological process: regulation of actin filament polymerization; neuromuscular synaptic transmission. Gene Ontology annotation, cellular component: neuromuscular junction; recycling endosome.